Messenger RNA from Coregonus sp. 'balchen', 2514 nucleotides. The record is from the annotation of a GenBank genome assembly. NCBI's taxonomy places the organism in Eukaryota, Metazoa, Chordata, Actinopteri, Salmoniformes, Salmonidae.
AUGAUAUCCAGCUGCUUGAUCAACUACUUCCCCAACCUAGAGCGUAGGAACUGCCAUGGAUUCACCGCUUUGAUGAAGGCAGCCAUGCAAGGGAGGGCAGGUAAAGCUAUAAUAUUUAUUUUUUUCUAUAUAAUUUUUUACAACGUUUACAUUUUCUUUAUUUUGUUGCUAGGCCCACUGUGAAGAAGAAUAAGUUUGUAAAGUUACAGAUGUCGGAUCUUAAUUGUAUCUUUUCUCGCAGAAAAACUUCCUGCGCAUCAGGAAAUUCAAAUGAGAUUUAGAUACGUUCACUGAAAAACUGCAGUUCUCUUUCACCACAUUCCGGGGCAGUCGAGUCGUUUGGAACAGUGCCAGCUAUCAAACUCAUCCUCCCUCUCUCGCGGUUGUCACUAGUUAGCACAGCUACAAAGUCCAAAUUGGCUAUAUAGUAAAGAUUCAUGAAAACAAAAAUGUGGUUUCUGGUCAUAAUUUAACAUUAGGGUUAGGUAUAAGGUUAGCAGUGUGAUUAAGGUUAGGGUUAGGUUUAAAAUCAGAUUUUAAGAAGAGAAAUUGCAGAAAUAGGUGGGGUUUAGCCAUAAUUAUGACUUUGAGGCUGUAGUAAUUAGUGAUGACCCUCUCCAACUCGCUAAAAUGUUAAAAGCGCCAGACAGAAUGUGAAUAAAUGUACUACUGCUACUGUAGGCAUAUAGAUCCUAUUACUGCAACAUUCAAAUGUGCAUUUAUCUUAAAUGCAUCCAUACACAUCAACAACUGAACCAGUAUCUGGGCAAAGGAGACAAUGAAUAGGACGAGAUCUCCUCUGCCCAGAAAGCUACACUACACAUGACCAAAAGUAUGUGGACACGUGCUCGUCGAACAUCUCAUUCCAAAAUCAUGGGCAAAAAUAUGGAGUUGCUCCCCCUUUGCUUCUAUAAACAGCCUCCACUCUUCUGGGAAGACUUUCCGCUAGAUGUUGGAAGAUUCCUGCGGGGACUUGCUUCCAUUCAGCCACAAGAGCAUUGACACUUUUUCGGUAUAUAUGUAUAUGCUCUUUCCAUGACAUAGACUGACCAGGUGAAACCAGGGGAAAGCUAUGAUCCCUUAUUGAUGUCACUUGUUAAAUCCACUUCAAUCAGUGUAGAUGAAGGUGAGGAGAUAGAUUACAGAAGGAUUUUUAAGCCUUGAGACAAUUGAGACAUGGAUUGUGAAUGUGUGAAAGACAAAAUAUUUAAGUGCCUUUGAACUGGGUAUGGUAGUAGGUGCCAGGAGCACCGGUUUGAGUGUGUCAAGAACUGCAACACUGUUGGGUUUUUCACACUCAACAGUUUCCCGUGUGUAUCAAGAAUUGUCCACCACCCAAAGGACAUCCAGCCAACUUAACACAACGGUGGGAAGCAUUGAAGUUAACAUGGGCCAGCAUCCUUGUGGAAUGCUGUCAACACUUUGUAGAGGACAUCUUAACGUUUCUAGCGAACCUAAGGUUACGAAUCAACUGUCAAAAUUUAGUUGUUGAACUGGUGCCAAGUGGCCAUGCAGUCUAAGGUACAAUGUAGGUAUGGUACUGUAUUGUAUGCAAACACUGUUUCUUCAGAUAUUCAAAUACUCCUGCUGCUCCUAUAUUCCUCCUGUGAUGAAACGGGUCAAAUUAAGAUCCGACAUCUGUAAGAGCUCCGAUAAAUGUAAACAUUUUGAAAUGACAAUUGAAUACCAACACAUUCAAUGCCUCUCUUUAUUUGUGUAUUCCCUCUACAAGGAGCGGACAUGGAGGCGAGGGACUACAGCCGCAAGAUGACCUCCAGGGAGUGGGCUUUGUUCACAUGCCGCUAUGAGCCGUGCGCCGAGCAGUUCUGUGACUCCUACAAGCUGGAAUGGCCCAUGCUGCAGGAGCUAGUGACCCAAUGCCAGGAGUCCAAGAGCUGCUGGCAGAAGGUGGCAGACAAGGCCUGCUGCAGGUUCUCCCUCCGCAUGAAGAUGGACCCCGUGGAUUCCGGUGUGAUGGACCACAUGGUGCGCAUCACUACCGCCCUGUCCAGCCCAUUGAUCGCCACCGCCUGCCACACCGUGGCCCCGAGAAGCCCACCCUGCAUCGAGAAGCGGCACUAUGCCGUGCCGGAGAUCCUCAGGAAGCAGCGAGUGGACGAGCUGAAGCGCCUGGUCCCCAACCGCUUCAACAACAACAAGAAGCUGUUCAAUAACUCCCAGGUGCAGUUGGUUCCUAAGAAGAGGGAGCGGAGGGCCAGCCUGCAGACCCAAAUGUUGCAAAAAGUUGCGGUGGCCGGUACUUCGGCCCUGAGGCGCACCAGCUUGCUGCCCCUGAACAUGAUGAGGAGGAGCAGUAUCAGGCCUGGCAUUGUGGUCCCCAAGGUGAGGCUGUGCAAGGUCCCCUCUGGGCCCAACCCUGAGAAGAGAAGGAAGAGCAAGGACCCCGAGCUCCUCCAGCUCCCCAAGUGGAGGUACAAAGAGGCCAAGGAGGAGAGGAGGAAGCAAGAGGAGGAGGGGAAGAAGAGACGUUUACCCACAGUGAGGAGGCGGUGA